UUUCUGCACGCUCCGCCGACACGGACACGGACACAGACACAGACGCAGGGAGCCCCGGCCGGCAUUACUGCAUUACUUCACCGGUCACCGCUGACAUGUACUCGGUGACAUUCCCCCGAGUGGUCCUCGCCCUCCUCCGCUGCUCCAUCGGCGCUGUCGCCCUCCCGACCCCAGGUUCACAGAUCCCUGGCAUUAAUGCAUUCAGCGCUUUCACUCCAGAUGCACUGAAGAUUGACAUUCCAGAUAAUUUUGAAAGUCUGUCCGAGACAGAUCCACUGAAAUGGCUAACUUCAGCCAGGAUAGAGGUAACAAAGCAUUUGCAGCAAAAAAUAUUGCGGCAGAAAGCCCGAAAUAUCAUUCUCUUUCUCGGAGAUGGAAUGUCAAUAUCGACCAUCACUGCAGCGCGAAUUCUCAAAGGGCAAAAAGCCGGUUUCCUCGGCGAGGAACAAAAACUUAGUUUUGAAAGCUUCCCAUUCACCGGUCUAUCCAAAACUUACUGCGUGGACAGACAAGUGGCUGACUCAGCAAGCACGGCUACAGCCUAUUUUACGGGCGUUAAGACGAAUUACGGGAUGCUGGGUGUCGGACCAGCUGUGUCCAGAGGCGACUGCAAGGGCAUGAACGAGGCCCAAAAUCGAUUGACAUCCAUCGCUACUUGGGCACAGGCGAGCGACCGGAUCGCAGGGCUCGUAACCACCACCAGGGUGACGCAUGCAUCACCUGCAGGGAUGUACGCUCACGUGGCUGACCGGGGCUGGGAGUCGGAUGCUGACGUCAUUAAGGACAAACUGGAUCCGUCCGAGUGUGAGGACAUCGCUAGCCAACUGGUAACCAAGUUACCAGGUAUGGACCUACGGGUUAUUUUAGGCGGUGGUCGGCAAGAAUUUCUGCCAAAAUCAAUGACAGACGAAGAAGGGAAAAAUGGAAACAGGAAAGACGGCAGAAAUCUUAUCGAUUUGUGGAAAUCUAUUAGAAUAGCGAACAGUCAAAAAGGGGAAUACGUUUCUGAUAAAGCAUCCUUGCUGGCAGUAUCACCCACUACUCAGUAUUUACUAGGUCUUUUUGAUUCGAGCCACAUGCCAUAUGCUGAGGAGCUUGCUACGACGGAUAAGCCCUCCUUGGCCGACAUGACGGCAGCGGCCAUAAAAGUUUUGGAUAAAAAUCCCAAAGGUUAUUUCUUGUUUGUAGAGGGAGGUAGAAUCGAUCACGGUCAUCACAAAACUAAGGCUCAGAAAGCGUUGAUCGAGACGAUCGGAUUCGCCGAGGCCAUCGAGGUUGCGCUCAAGACGACCGACCCGGAGGAAACGCUCAUCGUGGUGACGGCUGACCACGGGCACACCAUGACCAUUUCCGGGUACCCCAAGCGCGGAAACGACAUCUUGGGGGUGGCCGAGGUUUCUGACGUGGACCAGCUUACGUACACGACUCUGUCCUACGCCAACGGGCCCAGUAACAAGACUCUCCUCGGCCAGGAUAAGUGUGUCCGCUACAAUCUCACCAAUCUCGACGUCACAGGAGAUCGAAAUUUCAUGUACCCGGGGACUGUGCCUCUACAUUCGGAGACCCACGACGGCAGUGACGUGGCCGUUUACGCGACUGGACCCAGAAGUUUCAUGUUCUCCGGGAAUUACGAACAGAACUACUUGCCCGUAGCCAUGGCGUAUGCUGCGUGCAUUGGCCCGUACGAAAAAGGCUGCAUCUGAAACCACGCUGGAAACAUGCUCGAUGGAAGCACACUUCAAUGACGAUGGAAAUCCGAAUAUUAUGAUAAUAAUCAUCUGACAUAGAAACAGAACCAAAAAAACAAUGGUGUGCGUUCUUCGGCGUUCCUUCCUCAGCUUCUCCCCUUAAGAAGCCUUAUUAUACGGUUUACAUCGUAUAACUGACGGCAUUAGCGGAUCCAUCAAAUUGUCAACAUUCUUUUUCUCCAUUUGAACUAUUGAAAUGUAUCGAUUACUCACUCGAGGGUCCAGGUGCUCCGACAAGAAUCGAUUAUUUAACACAGGUUUAAGUGAAGGAACUCCGGUGUUGCCAAAUUGCUGGAUCCGCUUCUGACCGACGGCGGUUUAAGGAGAUUCUUGACAUAUUAUCAUAAAAGGAAAAUUCUGGCAAAACUUGAGUGAAAUUCAGGCGUACAACUUAGAAAAUGAAUCCUCAAGAGGAAUUACAAUGAUAAGCCAUUGGAAAAAAUACAAAAUGCAGAGGAAAAUAUACUGCGAGCUUCGAAAAUUUCCAGGUAAAUUCAUGCCUGCCUUAAAGUUAGUCAAAAUUAAAUAAUUCAACUUCCUCCGUAUUUAGUAUUUUUUGAAAUAGAAAGUCGUCGUAAUUCCUCUUAAGGAUCCAUUUUCCGAGUUUCACAACUGAAUUUCACACGAGGUUUACAAAAAUUGUCCAUUUUUUGAUGGUAUAUAAAGGAUCUCUUUAAACCUUCCUAAAGCGGAAUGUAACUCAAUAUGAUCAUUUCUACAGCAAAAUACUGUGCGAGGAACGACCAUUGGCGGAUCCAGUAUAUUGCCAACGUUUUUUCUCCAUUUAAACGAAUGGAAAUGUAUCGAUUUUUCGAAGGGGCCAGGUGCUUAUUGUUAGACAAGAAUCGAUUAUUUAACAUAGGUGUAAGUGGAGGAAAUCCUAUGCACACUAUAAAGUGACAGACUGAAAAUUAUUGUGCCAAGUAAGAUAAAGAAACUUGCACCACGAAGUUAGGACUGAAUUUUCUAUAAAAUGUUUCUAUUUAGUGCAAAAUUUCUAAAUUGUUUAUUCAUUUUGGCAAUGUAAAACGUGUCCUAUAUUUUUGGUUACGUAAACUACGCAGUGCUCCACAGAUUUCCGAUUUUUUUAACAAUAAGUGUCACAAACAUUGAUUGAAUACGUUCAGCGAAUUUCAAUUCCUUAAAAUCGCACGAUGAGGACCUACCAUCCUGCAUCUGCUAAUUUUAACUCCCGAAAUAGUCAACCUAAAAAUUAUCUUGUAGCGAAAAUCACUUAUGAUAAAUGUAUCAUAUUUUGAUAAGGGAGGUUCGCAACAUCCACAACACCCAAUGAAAUACUUUUUCGGCGUCAAAUUGAAUAUUGUCGUUGAAAACGUAAGUGUACCUGAUUUUUUUUUCUUCGACUGUGAAAAAAAUGACGUUAAAAAUAAAGAUUUUAUUUCGUGUUA
Molecule: messenger RNA, 3157 nt
Organism: Bemisia tabaci
Lineage: Eukaryota; Metazoa; Arthropoda; Insecta; Hemiptera; Aleyrodidae
Source: RefSeq, a predicted model, not a curated record